Molecule: messenger RNA, 369 nt
Organism: Mangifera indica (mango)
Lineage: Eukaryota; Viridiplantae; Streptophyta; Magnoliopsida; Sapindales; Anacardiaceae
Exons: 1
Coding region: 1-369 (122 amino acids)
Source: RefSeq, a predicted model, not a curated record
AUGUUUGAAGAGAGGCCACGCGGUCAAGGUGGAGCUCCUCACGGCCUGAUACUGGCGGUGGUGGUGAGCAUAGUGGUGCUGGUUCCGUUUCUGUUCGGUGACUCAGGCGAGGCCGUGACCGAGUUCAUUGCCGAGCUCUUGAGCCCAGUGGGGCUUUUGCUCUUGCCUAUUGUUCUCCUACUCACCAUACAGUUUCUGUCGUCCGAUCGUGGCUCAUUUGUGUCCAGCUUUUUCUCCACCGGCGAGCCAGACUCCAUUCACAGGGUUAGUGGGUCGCCUGUCGGUGUGGCGCUUUUCCUCGUGUUGAUUUUGUUUUUGCUUUACAAUCGUGUAUCGAUCUUUGGCGGUGAUGAUGAUUCUGGUGAAUGA